Molecule: messenger RNA, 1332 nt
Organism: Metarhizium robertsii ARSEF 23
Lineage: Eukaryota; Fungi; Ascomycota; Sordariomycetes; Hypocreales; Clavicipitaceae
Product: ribosomal protein s17
Exons: 3
Coding region: 1-1332 (443 amino acids)
Source: RefSeq, a predicted model, not a curated record
AUGCAUAUCAAGACCUUAGUCGUUGCCCUCGUGGGCGUAUCUGCCGCUGUCGAAGGCGCUGAGAUUGGACGCAGAUCUCCCUUUUCUCAGGCCUUGGAGCGACGACAGCGAGGCGGAAACGGAAAUGGUGGCGGCAAUCGAGGUGGCGGCAACAAUGGCGGCAACAACAACAACGGUGGCAACAACAACAACAACGGCGGCAAUAAUGCUCUAGUACUAAACGCCAAUGUCCAGCAGGAAGGCUCUGAAUCCGAUGGCAACAAUCCCGGAACUAAUGGUCAAGCUGCCUCAGACACUUCCAACAAUAACUUCAUCAACUUCUGCGAGGGCCAGACCUUGACCAACGGCAAGCAGAUCGGCCGUGGUUCUUGCAAUGGAAUUCCCAUGGGUGAGAUUCCAGCUACCCAAAAUAUGGUUUCUAGCAUUUUCAUCAACCCCAAGAAUGGUGACAACCUGCCGGCGAAUCAGGACUUUAAGAUUCAAGUUAAGUUGCUGAACUUGAACGCUGGUAGCUUCACCAAUGCCACAUCUACGUACUACUCUGCUCCUCAGAAGCUUGGUGCAAAUGGCAACAUCAUUGGUCACACUCAUGUCACUGUCCAAGAUACCGGCCGAGGAUCGAAUCCCACGGAACCUCUCAAUCCCACCCAGUUUGCCUUCUUCAAGGGUAUCAAUGACGCUGGUGAUGGGAGGGGCUUACUGAGUGCCGAUGUCGCUGGUGGGCUUCCAGCUGGAAACUACCGCGUGUGCAGCAUGUCAUCUUCCUCUAACCAUCAACCUGUGCUGAUGCCUGUUGCCCAGCGUGGUGCUCAGGACGACUGUGUUCGUUUCAAGGUUUCUGGACAGGGCAAUGGAGGCAACAACGGAGGCAACAACGGCGGCAAUAAUGGAGGCAACAAUGGAGGCAAUCGUGGACAGGGCAACCAGGCCGGUCAGGGCAACCAGCAGGCCGGACAAGGCAACGGCGGAGUGAACAAUGCCCAGCAGCGUCCUAACAGACAGGGUAAUAACGGACAGGCUGGCAAUGGCCGUCAACAGGCUGGACAAGCAGAACAGGCCGGCAAUGGCCGUGAACAGGCUGGCAAUGGCCGUCAACAGGCUGGACAAGCAGAACAGGCCGGCAAUGGCCGUGAACAGGCUGGCAAUGGCCGUCAACAGGCUGGACAAGCAGAACAGGCCAAACAAGCAGAGCAGGCCAAACAAGCAGAACAGGCCAAACAAGCAGGGCAGGCCGCCAAUGGCCGUGGACGAGGAGGACAGGGCGCAAACGGCAGUGGACAGGCUGGACAAGGGGGACAGGGCAGUCGUGGACAGCGAGGCCAAAAAUUGUAA